Messenger RNA from Drosophila montana, 1351 nucleotides. RefSeq lists its product as uncharacterized. The coding region runs from base 854 to 1294 and encodes 146 amino acids. Lineage: Eukaryota; Metazoa; Arthropoda; Insecta; Diptera; Drosophilidae. The transcript has a single exon. The record is from RefSeq and is a predicted model, not a curated record. Gene Ontology annotation, biological process: proteasome assembly.
AGCAAAAAAAAAAAAAACAUUAAUACAUUAUAUAAAACAAGAUGAAAGUUGAAAUCGCGGUUGCAAAUGUUAGUCAAAUUAUAGUAGAAAAAAAGCUACAAGUUUAAUCCAAAUUAAUUGAUAUUCAUUCAAGUUCAAGCAACUUUAACAAUUAACCACAAAUAAAUAAAACGGCAAUAGACGCAAACGUAAUAAACAAUAUGAUAUUUAACUAAAUACGAUUCCAAUGCGAAUUUUCAGAGAACAAUGAAAUAAGAAAAAAAGCAACACAUUUACAACGUAUAGAAAUUAAUUAGUGAAUUUCAUUUCGAAUGAUCCAAGCGGAACUGAUCUUUUUUAACAAAAUGUUCUCAUUUUUAUAUGAAUUCCCCUUAAUUUUAUUUUGCUUUUGCUACUUGCACAGCCCUCAAUUAUAUAUUGUAUUUAAGUAGUUCAAAUCGAAAGGAAAACAAAUAGAAAACCUGAUUCUUAUGUAUCCAUAAAUGUACACAGCACAGCUCAAAUGUUCGGAGCUAGCAUCGAAAUCGUAAUAUGUAUGUAUUUUAACUCGAAAAUGAAAUAGAAAACAAAAACUCGCCCACAUUCAAAUAGAGCCUUAAUAAAAUGAAAACAACACUGCGAACGGCGAAUAUUUUGCGUUUCAUUCAAUUCGCCUCAAAAAAUUCAAGUUCAAUUCGCCUUGGCGCCUAAAGCCAAGCGUUGCCCAACACACCUUUUGAGCAGCUAGCAGCCCUGUGCCACUUGCCCGUUUGGCAACACUGCGAUCUAACAAAAAAACCUGCAUUUCAUUGUAAAUUCUAGAAGUUUUGCAUUUCUUUUCAAUUUGUUUUUACCAAAAACGAUAACUACACAAAUGGAAAGCUGUGCCGUUUUACCAACACAGCAAGUGGAAGCCGGCGGCGAUGGGCCCAGCAAACAACAAAUGCCUUUGGGCGCUGGGGAAGCCUUCACCUCGCACAUGGCUCAACUGAAUGCGGGCGCUUUGCAGGUCACAUUGCGCGUGCUCAAGAUGAACGGCAGCACAAUGCUCUUUCUCAGCGGCAAGGAUGCGGAGCGCCUGGACGAGUUCGCCAUAGCCAUGCCGGCACGUCCGCCCAGCCAGCAAAUAGUGUCCACCACAUUUAUGGGCGAGAGCGGGCAGAGCGAUUCCGUGGUGCUGGCCACAAAGCUGAGCAUGCGCUAUCGCCGCCAGUUCUAUGUGAGCAUGAACCUGCGACUGGAUAGCAUGACCCGCACCCAGUUCGAGAGUGCCUUGGUCAGCUAUAUGCAGAACAACCUGGAGCUGUUCGUGUGAGGCAGCCGCAGCCGCUGUCUGUGUAUUUAUAAUUGUGAUUAAAGUCGCUUAAGCAAA